Messenger RNA from Cooperia oncophora, 420 nucleotides. NCBI's taxonomy places the organism in Eukaryota, Metazoa, Nematoda, Chromadorea, Rhabditida, Trichostrongylidae. The record is from the annotation of a GenBank genome assembly.
AUGGUUGACGUGACAGCCGUCCCAAGAGAAUUUAGGCAAUACAGAGUUACCGACCCGCAGACACGCUCAGAACUGAGGACGUUCUUAGGUGUGUGCUCGUACUACCGGAAGUUUAUACUGCGAAGGAAAGAGGUUCGAGUGGACGAGCUGCGUAUCGACGCUUUUAAAACGCUCAAGGACGCUCUGACGCCCACACCUGUUUUGGCGCAACCAGACACUGAAGGUGCGCGUUCAGGAGCAAAACCUCGAAGGGAGACGACAACUUUCUACAUCCCAAUAUUCUUCGCGUCAAAAGGACUAAACAAGAGCGAGCUUAAUUAUCACAUUACAGAUUUGGAAGUGCUUGCUGUAGUUACAGCAUUGCGAAGGUUCCGCAUGUUCGUAUCCAUCCAAAUGUUUCAGGACGCACCAACCACCUGA